UUCUCCUGGGUCCGCUCCGUGGGCUUCUGGGAGAUGUAGUAUCUGAACUUCUGCAGGAGUGGGGGAGGCCCCUUACGCAAACUACAAUUCCCGGCGGGGAGCGCGGUGAAGGGAGGUGGGAUCUGAACAUGGCGGCGGUGGUAGCUGCUACGGCGCUGAAGGGCCGGGGGGCGAGAAAUGCCCGCGUCCUCCGGGGGAUUCUCUCAGGAGAGAAGGCUUCCCAGAACAGGACCCGGGCACUGCAAAGCCACAGCUCCCCAGAGUGCAAGGAGGAGCCUGAGCCUCUGUCUCCUGAGCUGGAAUACAUUCCCAGAAAGAGGGGCAAGAACCCCAUGAAGGCUGUGGGACUAGCCUGGUACAGCUUGUACACGCGCACCUGGCUUGGGUAUCUCUUCUACCGACAACAGCUGCGCAGAGCUCGGAAUCGCUACCCCAAGGGCCACUCCAAAACCCAGCCCCGCCUCUUCAACGGAGUGAAGGUGCUUCCCAUCCCGGUCCUCGCGGACAAUUACAGCUACCUCAUCAUCGACACCCAGGCCCGGCUGGCUGUGGCAGUGGACCCUUCCGACCCUCGGGCUGUACAGGCUUCCAUUGAAAAGGAGGGUGUUACCUUGGUUGCCAUUCUCUGCACCCACAAGCACUGGGACCACAGUGGAGGGAACCGUGACCUCAGCCGGCGGCACCGGGACUGCCGGGUGUACGGGAGCCCUCAAGAUGGCAUUCCCUACCUCACCCAUCCCCUGUGUCAUCAAGAUGUAGUCAGUGUGGGGCGGCUUCAGAUUCGGGCCCUGGCCACCCCGGGCCACACACAAGGCCAUCUGGUCUACCUGCUGGACGGGGAGCCCUAUAAGGGCCCCUCUUGCCUCUUCUCAGGAGACCUGCUCUUCCUCUCUGGCUGUGGACGGACCUUUGAGGGCACCGCAGAGACCAUGCUGAGCUCACUGGACACUGUGCUGGGGCUGGGGGACGACACCCUGCUGUGGCCUGGUCACGAGUAUGCAGAGGAGAACCUGGGCUUUGCGGGCAUGGUGGAGCCCGAGAACCUGGCCCGGGAGAGGAAGAUGCAGUGGGUGCAGAGGCAGCGAAUGGAGCGCAAGAGCACGUGUCCGUCCACCCUGGGGGAGGAGCGCUCCUACAACCCGUUCCUGAGGACCCACUGUCUGGCACUGCAGGAGGCUCUGGGGCCAGGCCCAGGCCCCACCGAGGACGAUUGCUCUUCCCGAGCCCAGCUCCUGGAGGAACUCCGUCGGCUGAAGGACAUGCACAAGAGCAAGUGAUGCCUCCCACCAGCCAGCCCACCCCCAAGGUGGGGAGGCUGCCCACCGCACGCACCACACCGUCCCUCUCAUUGCUACCACCGCCACCUCCAUCGGUGCCCAUAGCAGCCAUCCUUCCCCCACACUGGUCAGGGGGAGGGGAGGGACAAGGCCAUGUGAC
Messenger RNA from Trichechus manatus latirostris (Florida manatee), 1437 nucleotides. It is a transcript of the gene PNKD, whose product is annotated as PNKD metallo-beta-lactamase domain containing. Gene Ontology annotation, cellular component: mitochondrion. The transcript is spliced from 10 exons. Lineage: Eukaryota; Metazoa; Chordata; Mammalia; Sirenia; Trichechidae. Gene Ontology annotation, molecular function: hydroxyacylglutathione hydrolase activity. The record is from RefSeq and is a predicted model, not a curated record. The coding region runs from base 129 to 1277 and encodes 382 amino acids.